CGUAUCUGCUGAAUGCCCCCGCGGUUAUUGUUUUCACCACGAGGAGUUUACCGUAGCUUCGCGAUGUCCGCAUAUAGCGUGUGUGAACGGGGGUGCUCCAAUACCAAUGGUUAUAGGAUGUUCAUUAAAUCCACUUCAGGUCCAAUAUCUCCAUUCCAUGACAUACCACUUCAUUCGGACAAACAGAAAAACAUUUUCAACAUGCUGGUUGAAAUUCCUCGGUGGACAAACGCCAAAAUGGAGAUUUGUAAAGAGGAGUUCAUGAAUCCGAUCAAACAGGAUGUCAAAAAUGGAAAGCUGCGUUUCGUGAACAACAUAUUUCCACACAAAGGUUAUAUUUGGAACUACGGUGCUCUUCCUCAGACAUGGGAGGACCCCAACCAUCAGGACCCGAACACGAAUGCAAAGGGAGACAAUGACCCGAUAGAUGUUUGUGAAAUCGGAUCGAAAAUCCUCUCACGUGGCUCUGUGGUUCCCGUAAAGGUACUCGGCAUCUUAGCAAUGAUCGACGAGGGUAAGCAGUGGGGCUCUUAAGUGAAACGGAUUGGAAAGUAAUCGCCAUUCACACUGAUGAUCCGUUGGCAAACAAGUUAAAUGGUAGGUUGGUGGUUAGUUGAUCAUCUGAUAUCUUUCCUUUCAAGACAUUGAUGAUGUGGACAAACAUAUGCCCGGACUUCUCAAGGCCACCCGGGACUGGUUCAGGUUUUACAAAGUGCCGACUGGGAAACCAGAAAACACGUUCGCCUUCAACGGUGACUUCAAAAACAAGGCGUUCGCUUUGGAUGUGAUUCAACAGACACACGAACAGUGGAAGUCGUUGAUUUCUGGGAAGUCCGACCGGAAAAACAUCACAUGCUGCAAUGUUUUAGUUGAAGGAAGUCCGUUUAUCGUAUCAUCCGAAGAUUUCGCCGCCGAAUUACUGAAGUGUCCGAACUUCACUGAGGGCAAGCCAACAUGUGAUCCUGCUUUGGAUGAAUGGCAUUUUUGCAACAAAAAUGCAUAAUGGCAAUGUCCGAUGCCCCCUUUGGUUCCGGUGCUGUUGCAAUCAUGGACGCAUAAAGAUCCCCGUCCCCAAUUGAUUUAUACCCAUUUCCACCCUGCUAGCCAGUGUUUCUCGCACACUUCAAUGUUAAAAGUUAUGACCGGAUU
Messenger RNA from Opisthorchis viverrini, 1149 nucleotides. RefSeq lists its product as hypothetical. Gene Ontology annotation, molecular function: magnesium ion binding; inorganic diphosphate phosphatase activity. Bases 13 to 534 code for a protein of 173 amino acids. Gene Ontology annotation, biological process: phosphate-containing compound metabolic process. The record is from RefSeq and is a predicted model, not a curated record. Lineage: Eukaryota; Metazoa; Platyhelminthes; Trematoda; Opisthorchiida; Opisthorchiidae. Gene Ontology annotation, cellular component: cytoplasm. The transcript has 7 exons.